AUGUCAAAACCUAUCUCCGUCAGGUAUUCUGAAGCUCUGAAGCAAGUGGAAAAGCUUGACAGCUCAUCUUUGCGUAAAGAUUCUACUGCUUAUAAAGAAGAGUUACACGAAGUACUCAAUUCCCUGAAUACUGUCAAAAAAUCAAUUCAAGAGAACUCCUUAUUCAGCGUGAAUGAAGAGAUUGAUGAAGUCAGUACUUCAAAUAUAAGACUAUUGGGUAUCGACUACUACAUUGCGACAACUAUAGGAAAUACAGUCGUCAAUAGAGAGGAAAUGUUGAAGACAGCUAACGGUCUUUUCUUGCAAUUUCUUUACACUCUUGAGAAUUAUGGAGUUUUGGAGAAAUCACAGACGGCAAAAUUGGAUGGAUUUACAUCUUCUUAUAGUCCCAAAAUUGAGGAAUUGCGCUCAAACGACGCAGUAAGAAGAAGACAAGACAAGAUUGAUGAUUUCAAGCGCGAGAGGGAGUUCAGAGAGAAAUUGAAGGUCUUAGAUUCUUUGGAUUUCAACAACUUGGAUGAAGAGAUCGUGAGAAAGGUUUACAUUGAUGAGUUGAAGUUUUUUGCCCUCAAAUCGUUCCAAAAUUUGGAAUCCAACUUGAUGGAGCUGGAAGUUCUUGCAAACAUGCCUAUUCGUCCUGUAGAGCCAGAAAUUGUCUCUGACGAGCGCGAGAAGCCAAAGAAAUUUGAUGAAACAUACACCCCUAAAUUGGAGUCUUUAACAAAUCCAGUUUUGUCCAAAAAUGGUAAGGUUUUACGGCCUUUCACGAUUGUUCCAUCCACACGUGAUAAAUUACAAAAGAAAGUGUUUGGAACUGGCCAGGUUUUGCCUACAAUGACUGUUGAAGAGCUGGUUGAUAUGGAAUUGGCGAAUGGUGGAAUGGUGAAAGACUCUCUUCCUGAGAAAGAGUUUGACGAAGAUGAUAAUGAAGACAAUGACCGUCUCACGUACAAAAAUCGUGAAUGGGACGAAUUCACGGACAAUAAUCCAAGGGGAAGUGGAAACACACAGAAUCUUGGAUAG
Messenger RNA from Ogataea philodendri, 1023 nucleotides. RefSeq lists its product as uncharacterized. The transcript has a single exon. NCBI's taxonomy places the organism in Eukaryota, Fungi, Ascomycota, Pichiomycetes, Pichiales, Pichiaceae. The coding region runs from base 1 to 1023 and encodes 340 amino acids. Gene Ontology annotation, biological process: regulation of signal transduction; regulation of dephosphorylation. The record is from RefSeq and is a predicted model, not a curated record. Gene Ontology annotation, molecular function: protein phosphatase 2A binding. Gene Ontology annotation, cellular component: cytosol.